GCCCACUCAAAUUUUUCAUCGUCUUCUUCACGAGAAUCUUUUGAUAAAAUUCUCAAGAACCCUAAUUUCUUCAGAUCUUCUCACUCAAAUUUCCGAGAAAAUGAAGAUUGUUGGCGCUAAUAUCCAUUUCCAGAAGUUGGAAGCCAAGUGCUCCUCAUCAACGUUCUAUCAAUCCUAUCUGGAGAUGAUUGCUGCUCAAGAGCUCUCCGAAUUUCUUCAUAUGGAGAUUCGAUUCAAGUAUGAGAACGAAGUUCUUGAAUUCUAUAAGAAUGGAAAGCUUCACCUUCCCAAUUCUGGAGUUGAAAUUGGGAGACUUCCAGCCAAGAAUCUGGAUUGGAGCAUUAUUGGAAUUUCUGGGCAAAAUCCCUUUGGCCCAGCAAAGAAAGCUCAUCUGAACAACGACUACAAGCUAGUCCUUGAACUGGUCAUCGCAUGCCUCGAAUGUGGAAGUGGAGGACAUGCUGAUGACAUCACCCAAGAGAGGGCCUUCAUCAUCAAUGCCCUCAUUACCAAGUCUAAGGUAAAUUGGGCUGCUCAUUUCUUCAAUUCCAUCUCAAAGCAUCUGGGAAAAUCCAACCAGAAAUACCUUUGUCAAGGUCUGUACAUUGGACAUAUCUUGGAGUCCUUGGGUGCUGCUUCUGAAGGAAAGAAGUAUGAAGCCAGAUAUUGGCUGUACUAUUUGUCUUCCAAAGGGGAAAACAGAGCUGGUGCUAGCACAACUGCAGAGGAAAGUUCUUCAGACAAUGUCCUUUUCAUGACAGAACAGUUGCUGAGUUGGGACCAGCAAUUGAAGAAUGAGAAGAUGAUCAAGAAAUGCUUAGGUCUGCCAGUCAACUAUUGUUGUGAGCAAAUCCUGGAUGCUGACUGGGUAUGGCAAAGGAACUAUGAAGAUUUGCAUCUGGAACAGUUGGUCACCUCACCAAUUUCAGAGUUUGAAGUGGAUGAUGAGGAUCCUGCAGUAUACAAACCAGUCCUCUCAAAAACCACAGAAGAUCAGGUGGUUCUCACUUCUGAAGCACAGUCUAACUUGGAAACAACAGCUGAGGAUUUCCAAAUAUUUCCGGAAACCUCAUCUGCCUUUGAAACUGUUCCACCUGAAGCUGAAGUCUCUACUCCACAAAAACAGAACCAGGAAGGAUCAAAUGAAGAAUUCCAGCAACUUCUCCAUUCUGAAGCAUUAGAGAUUCUCACAAAUCCUUGUGAGAUCACCAAUCCUACUGAAACUGAGAUCUCGGAGAAGUCAACAGAAAAUCUGGAGAUGUACAAAACUCCAGAAACAAAUGAAGCUCAAGAAGAGCAAGCUGUAGAAGCCCAGAGAAGUUCUGCAGAAGCUGAGAAGGAAACUCAAAUGGCAGAACUGGAGGCCUCCAAAUCUCCAGUAACCAACUUCCAUUUCCAUAGCUCUUCCAUUCCUACUCUUCCGGAUGAGGUACCGAAAAUCUGGACAAAGAAGGUCCAAGGGCUGAUUGACUCAGCCCUAGCAUCCCAACAUGCCUCCUUUAGGCAAGAGAUAGAGCAGAUGGAAGCCAGGCACAACAAACUGAUUGAGAAAUCCGAAGAAACACACUGCUCCAAUCUCAAGGAGAUAAGCAAAUCAGUGGAUAAAACUCUAGAGAUCUUAUCUCUAUUGAGUAACACUGUGAGCAACACGAUGGAGACAUAUGCAUCUGACAGUUAUCUUCAACUUAAGGAGACUAACAACAUCAGAGACCAAAUAGGAAAUGUCACAAUCAGUCUACAAAAACAAAUGUCCAUUCUCCAAAUGGAUAUCAGAGCAGCUCUGGCAGUGUCUUCAGCAAAUCAAGUAGUAACCAAAGACUACUUGAAGGUAAUCAUUGACAAUCAGAAGGAAGCACACAAACUAUUCAGACUUCUUACCACAAAUUCUGGAAAUCGCAAGAUGGAAGUGGUUCUUCAACAACACAGUCCAUCCUUGAUUCCAGAGCUCCCCAUUGCAGUCAAAGAAGGAGAAGUCUCUUACAUUCCUACGCAUCUAAACUUGACUGAUCUAGUCCUUGAAGCUCAGAGAAGCAAUCUGGAAAACUCAACACAGCGCUUAUCCAGCUCCGGAUUGGAUGGAACAGAGGCUGUAGGAACAAUUGCUGCUCACUUCUCAAAUGAAAAUCAAACAGAGGAGAGACGGAACAACAUAAGGCGCAUCAAAGAACUAUGUGGAAACAUGCAAGGCAUCAGGGAGAUUGCCGAAUCUUCAAAGCGCAAGAAGCACUGAAGGUAAGCAGAAAGCAGAAUGUGAUCCUGGCGGCAGAUGGGGCGAGAUUGUCGGGAUGGAUGUGACAAGUUUUGAAACAAUUUAUGAUAUGUCAAUAUUAAAAUCGCUUCCGCAAUAUUGUUGAAUACUCCGUAUUGUAUAUGUAUUGAAAAAUAUUAUUGGGAUUAAUAAAGUGUGUUUGAAAAG
Molecule: messenger RNA, 2416 nt
Organism: Cuscuta campestris
Lineage: Eukaryota; Viridiplantae; Streptophyta; Magnoliopsida; Solanales; Convolvulaceae
Source: the annotation of a GenBank genome assembly